AUGAACGGCCAUUUUGCCGCGGUCGGCGGCAACGGGCCGAUGGCGAAGCAGUACGAGCAUGGCAUCCAGGUCAUCGACGAGGAGAAGGCCUUCAACGCCAAUCUCUCCGACUAUCUGGCUGAGACGCACAUCGCUGAGGCUGGCUUCAACUACCACCUGAUCUCCGUGUUUGGGUCGCAAUCGACGGGGAAGUCGACCCUGCUCAACCACCUGUUCGGCACCGAGUUCAGCGUCAUGUCCGAGACGGAGCGCCGCCAGACGACCAAGGGAAUAUGGAUGUCCAAGAACAAGAAGGAGAGCGCAGACGGUGGCACAGCCAAGAUGGCCGACAACAUCCUCGUCAUGGAUGUCGAAGGCACCGACGGUCGUGAGCGCGGGGAGGAUCAGGACUUUGAGCGCAAAAGCGCCCUCUUUGCCCUUGCCACGAGCGAGGUUCUGAUUGUCAAUAUCUGGGAACAUCAGGUCGGUCUGUACCAGGGCGCAAACAUGGGUCUGCUCAAGACUGUCUUCGAGGUCAACCUGCAGCUAUUCCUGAAGGACAAGCAGUCGCAAACCCGUUCUCUACUCUUCUUCGUCAUCCGCGACCACAUCGGAAACACCCCCUUGGCCAAUCUGCGAAACACACUCAUUCAAGAUCUAACCCGGAUCUGGUCAUCCAUCUCCAAACCGCAGGGUCUUGAGAAUUCCAAGAUUGAGGACUACUUUGACUUUGCUUUCGCAGCGCUACCACACAAGAUCCUUCAACCGGAAAAGUUUCUAGCCGAGGUUGACAAGCUCGGUUCUCGCUUCACGGCCGGCCACCGUUCCACAAAGGACCAGGAAUUCGUGGGUGGCGUGUUCCUGCCCGAAUAUCACAGGAGGAUACCCGCCGACGGCUUGUCAGUCUAUACGGAGGGCGUGUGGGACCAGAUCGUGAACAACAAGGAUCUCGAUCUGCCGACCCAGCAGGAGCUCCUGGCCCAGUUCCGCUGCGACGAAAUCUCUCGCGAGGUCAUGGUAGCAUUCGACGCAGCUAUUGUGCCGCUUGAGGAGCAGCAGGCAGAAGCCACGCGCCUUGGGAACCCGUCCGUCAUAGCCGACCUGGGACAAGCCGGCGCCGGGGCCCGUGAGAAGUGCCUCAAGACGUUCGAGACGCAAGCCAGCAGAUACCACAAGGGCGUGUAUACCGUGAAGCGCGGCGAACUUGAGAGCAAGAUCGACACCAGGCUCAAGGCGCUGUACCAAGGCCAGCUCUCGGCGGCGCACAAGGCGGGCGUCGCCGCUUUCAGCGAGGCCGUCACGGGCGCGGUAAAGGCCGGCCAGAAAGCGGGCGGCUCGUACGAAUUUGCCGAGAUUGUGGAGAAACAAAAGAAGAAGACGCUGGAGAUCUUCAAGAAGGAGGCACAGAGCCUGCUCAUCCAAGGUGUGGCUUGGACCAAUUUCAAACCGCAGUACCGCUUGUUCGAGAAGGAGCUCGAUGAUGUUAGCGCGCGGCUACGCAAAGAGGAGAUGCGGCGGUUGGCCAUCCGGGUCGAGAGGUGGGUCAAGUCACGUCUUGGCGAUGCCAUCGGUCUCGAGUUCAACAAACUCGGGUCCGGCAGGGGCGGAUCCGGCGCGCCGGAGACUGGCGAGAAACCGGCAACCGACAAGGACUUGUGGGACCGCGUCUGGAACGCCUUCAUUGGCAUUGUCCGGGAGGCCGAAACGCGGUUUGUCGACAGGGCCAAGAGCUUUGACGCAAGCGACGACGAGGUCGAGGUCGGGCUUUGGCGGCUCCGGCGCAAGAGCUGGGUGGCCCUCAGAGAGCGGAUUGAAGAGGAGGUCAUGGAGAGCAACAUCCUCAUGAAGCUCCGCGAAAACUUUGAGGACAAGUUCCGUUAUGACGAAGAGGGCGUUCCCAGGAUCUGGCGACCGACUGACGACAUUGAGGGGGUCUACACUAAAGCCCGCGAGUCCACGCUUGGAUUGAUCCCUGUUCUGUCCAGAUUCAGGCUGUCGGAGACGUAUGCCCCCCCUGACCUGCCGGAAUUCAUUGGCCCUCAGCCUGCUGGUGUGGAACCCGAGGAUGAGGAGGAUCUUCCUCCCAUCGGGGGCGUGGACGAAGAGGAGGGCAAGAGCCUCGAAGAGGAGAUGACGGUUCUGAGCGAAAGCAAACGACAGGACCUGGUGGUCAGGUUCAAGAAGAUGGCCGACGGGGUGUAUGUGGAAGCCAAGCGGAGCGCAAUUGGCGGCAUCACGCAGGUGCCCCUGUACUUUUAUGUUGUCCUGCUUGUCCUCGGCUGGAACGAGAUUGUCAUGGUCUUGCGUAACCCCAUCCUGUUCAUGCUCAUCCUGAUCAUGGGCGGCGGAACCUAUGUGGCAUACACGCUCAAUCUUCUCGGUCCGAUGAUGCAAAUGGCAAACGCGGCAUCCAACCAGGCUGUCGAGAUUGGCAAGGGGAAGCUCCGAGAGUUCCUAGAGAAUAAUGAGACGGUCAGACAAGCCAUCGCAGUGCCGGCCAGGCAACUGGCGGACGGCGGCAUCAACCUGGACAGACUGGAUAGCCGAGGAAAGAGGGCACAACAGGCUGACGACGAGGAUGAUAUCUAG
Messenger RNA from Canariomyces notabilis, 2568 nucleotides. RefSeq names its product protein SEY1. The coding region runs from base 1 to 2568 and encodes 855 amino acids. Gene Ontology annotation, cellular component: endoplasmic reticulum. The transcript has 3 exons. The record is from RefSeq and is a predicted model, not a curated record. Gene Ontology annotation, biological process: endoplasmic reticulum membrane fusion. Gene Ontology annotation, molecular function: GTPase activity; GTP binding. NCBI's taxonomy places the organism in Eukaryota, Fungi, Ascomycota, Sordariomycetes, Sordariales, Chaetomiaceae.